Molecule: messenger RNA, 903 nt
Organism: Akanthomyces muscarius
Lineage: Eukaryota; Fungi; Ascomycota; Sordariomycetes; Hypocreales; Cordycipitaceae
Exons: 1
Coding region: 1-903 (300 amino acids)
Source: RefSeq, a predicted model, not a curated record
AUGCCCUCCUCCAUUCAUUGUCCAAUUUCGUCAUCCCUCACAAUCAUGGCAGCUACCACGACCGUCGAUCGCCAAGCCGCCCCAGCGCCAGCGGGAGCCGGCGACAUCGCCGAUUUCAACGUGGCCGACAUGGCCCUCUACGGCCUGCAGCGCGCGCGCCAGCGUCUCGAUGCCCUGGAGUCGAAAUCGCAUUGGGAGCUCGCCGACACCGCCUCCUUUGACUGUAUGCACUACCUAGGCGACGCGGCGCUGCACGCCGCCGCCAAGGCCAUCCACCUGCAGCCGGGCGCGCGCGUUAUCGACAUCGGGGCCGGCUUCAGCGCCACCGGCCGCUUCCUGCACAAAAACUACGGCGCCGACGUGACAGGCGUGGAGCUGCAGCCCGAGAUCCACGACAUGGCGGAUACGAUCACGGCGCGAAACGGGCUCUCUGCGCACGUGCGCUCCGUCAACGGCGACUUCACCCAGCUCGCCGCCCCGGAGCAGCCCGUGGACCACAUCCUCUCGUUUCUGUGCAUCCUGCACAUCCCGGACCGGGCGGCCGUGUUCGGCAAGGCGGCUUCGAUGCUUCGAGAAGGCGGAACGAUGUACCUGGAGGACUUUUUUGCGCGGGGUGGUGCGCUGGAUGAGACGACAUCGCAGCAGCUGCGAGACAUUGUGUCUUGCCCGUAUCUGCCGAGCAAAGAGCGGUACGUCGCCGACUUGGAGGCUGCGGGCUUUGGAAAUGUCACGUUUGAGGAUAUGACGGCGGAUUGGGCCGAGUUUGUGCACGGUCGCGCCGCAGAGUAUAAGCAGUCGACCGCUCCUGAGCCUUUGUUGUUGACUUUUUAUAACACAGUCGAUGAGUUGUUCCAUAAAGGACAACUAGGUGGUGCGAGGAUCAUGGCAACAAAGAUGGAGUAG